GGACAGUGUAGCGCUCGAACUCCACCGAGACUGUGCCCGGUUCAUCCGCGGAGCAGGCAGACAAGGGGGCGGAACGGACACGGGAAACUUGACAGAGAACGCCGCUUGGACCCUGCUGACACUCGGAUUGCUCCCAGUUUUAUGGCGAUACUGUUGGUCCAAGACAACGACUAAUUGACCGACGAGAGCUAGCAUUUGUCUGAGGCGAGUCAAGCGAAAGAAUAUCGUGAAUAUAGUGUACGGACGCUUUUUUGUAAGUGAAGUGGUCAGAGAAAAGUAAGUGGACUCUGAAGUAGGACCUAGAUUGUUAACCAGAACAGUGCGAAGGCUUGUCACGCAGAGAGCCUGGUUCGAGGCAGAAAUUCCCAGAGUGCAGCAGCGGGUCAUGCGGCUUGCUCUGAUCGGUGGACGGAGCGCCGCGACGCGUCAGUGAACGGUGAAGAAGAAGACGAAAGGACUGUCAGUUACCGUGCUGUCCCGUCAGUCCAUAUCGGGCUUUGAGAGAAGCUACAGAAGCUGCCAUGUCCCGCAGGAAGCAGAGCAAACCCCGGCAGAUUAAACGGUCCAUGGGUGAUCUGGACAGCGGGGAGGAGAACAACGCGGACAACAUGAGCCUCUCCGGAGAAGAGGGCGGAGCUUCAGACCCAGAGGACUCCACAGAGGACAGAGACAGCGCCAGCCCACAGCCAUACACACCCGGCUACAGUGAAGAACCACACGGCCAGGACUCGCGGGGCGGUCCUGAUGAAGAAGACCAAGUGGACGAACAGGCGCCUAUCUCAAGUGAUGAAGAGGAGGAUGAAGGAGAGGAGAAGGCAGACGGACAGCAGUGGAGUGGACCAGACGAGCUGCAGAUGACUGAAGAAGGUGAGGUUUGCACCAUUCUGUCUCGCACUGACCUCCAUCAGGACACUGUGUGGGGGCCCUAUCCUGGAACGGUCCAAUCAGAAAGCAGCACAGAGAACCAGGAAGCACAGGGCCCUACAGUGACCAUGACCUGUGAGGAUUCUAACUGUUGGAUCACCAGACUCCCUUUAACUGCUGAUGCCCCAUCUGCCAACUGCACUGUCUAUAGCCAGGGUAAAGAGUUGUUCUGUAAGUUGACUAGGGCCCUGGUAGCAGGUGAGAGUCUUGUAGCGUUGCUGUCUGGACAUCCCACCCCCUCUGCAGACCCCCCGGAGCACCUGUCCCCUCCCCUAAGCCUGGUCACUCACAAGCAGCACCCUGUGGUGAAAGAGGAGCCUGUUUACCCCGCUGCUCUGCACUCGGAGAUCCAGCUCCUUCCUCAGCAGGCCGGCAUGGCAGCCAUUUUAGCCACUGCUGUUGUUAAUAAGGACAUCUUUCCCUGUAAAGACUGUGGGAUCUGGUACCGCAGUGAGAGGAACCUCCAGGCACACCUCAUGUACUACUGUGCCAGCCGUCAAAAGCAGCCCGCUGCUGCCAUCUCUCCUCCACAGGAAAAACCAAAGGAGCCAUACCCCAACGAACGCAUCUGCCCUUUCCCACAGUGUAACAAGAGCUGCCCCAGCGCCAGCUCUCUAGAAAUCCAUAUGCGCACACACAGCGGUGAACGUCCAUUUGUCUGUCUCAUCUGUCUAUCAGCUUUUACCACAAAAGCGAACUGUGAGCGCCACCUAAAGGUUCACACUGACACUGUCAAUGGAGUGUGUCUGGGCUGUGGCUUUGUCUCCACCACUAGAGACAUCCUGUACAGCCACCUGGUCACCAGCCACAUGGUGUGCCAGCCAGGGUCCCGCAGUGAGGUCUACUCUCCAGGACCAGGCCUGCCUAAAUUACCUUUAUCCAUUGGUCUAAGUCCUGGAGACUCGGGUGUGGUGUUGAAAUGCCAGGUGUGUGGACAUAACUCUGAGUCCCCUUCCCAGCUCCAGCAGCAUGUCCGCACCCAUUUGGAAGUGCGGGUCCCUGCUGAAAGAAGCCCCACACCACGCCAGAGCACUCCAUCUUCAGACCAUGCACAACCUCAAGCUUCUCCGAAAGAGAGGGAGCCCCUGGCCUGUGUUCCAAACCCUGACUCAUCCAGUCCUGGUGCAAAUGGAAGUGCUGCCACAACCCCAGUUCCUGAAGCAGCCGCCAGCCUUCGAAUCAAAGAGGAGCCCCAGUCAGACACAGAGGACCAGCACAUGGAGGUGAGGGAAGAUGGAGAGGUGUCAGGGGCAGAGCAGCUGGAGGAAUCUAGGCCAGAAACAAAGCAACGAGAAUUAUCAAACUCCUCAAGUUCUCCUAAAAGUCCAGCCACCACCGUGAAGGCAGAACCGACAAGCCCAACCCCUGGUUCAAGCCCUGCGCAUGUUGGAGGAGCUACGUCAGUUCUUCCAGGGGGAGCAUUGUUUCUUCCCCAGUACAUGUUCAACCCAGAGGCAGCCAUUUUACCACAGGCCUCAGAGAUCCUGGCCAAGAUGUCAGAGAUGGUCCACAGUCGUAUCAAACAAGGCCAGGCACUGCCUCCGAACAGUCCCACUGCAUUCUUCCCUACAGGACCAACUGCCCCCACAGCAUCUGCAACCCCGCCUCUUAAAGGUGCUACCUGCUUUGAGUGUGACAUCACCUUUAACAACAUCAAUAACUACUAUGCACAUAAGAGACUGUACUGCUCUGGUCGUCACCAAGCAGAGCCCAGCACAGCUCCUGCUAGUGUGCCUUCUGUAGGAGCAACCACUUCUCCACAAGGGGGCACCACAAGCAGAGAAGCCUCUGCCUCUCCCACACACUCUGACCCCGCUGCAGGGAGCGGAGCAGAAAGCAGACACAGAGUGGAGGUAAAGCCUGAUACUCCAGUGGAAAGGGAGGGUGUAACCUCCUCUCCAGAGGGAGAGGGGGGCAGUGGGGGUGCAGGAGGGGGCAGAGCCAGUGAGGGCAGCCAGAGUCCUGCCAGUGGAUCUGCAGAAGACCCAGAGGAUGAUCCCAACCGGACCUUCUGUGUGGCCUGCAACAUUCGCUUCAGUCGCCACGAGAACUACACUGUUCACAAGCGCUUCUACUGUGCAUCCCGACAUGAUCCCUCGAACCAGCGGUCAGGGCACAUGGCCAAGGUCAAUGCCUUCAUGCCCCAGCCCAUCCGCACUCGCAAGAGGAAGAAGAUGUACGAGAUCCACAUGGCCCGCACCCAGGCUCUGGCUGCUGCUGCAGCUGCUGCCACUGCUGCCUCCUCUGCUGCUGCCUCUGCCCCAUCGCCCUCAGUGCUGGGACUCCCCCUGCAGCCGGAGGGCUCUCCUAAUGGGACAGAGGCGUCCAGUCCAGAGGGGGAUGGCCCCAUAGACCUGAGCAAAAGGCCUCGGCGGACAGAGGUUAGCCGUCAUAGCAGCAGCCUUCUCCCUGCUCUGCCCCUCUCAGACUAUCAUAAGUGCACUGCCUGCAGCAUCAGCUUCAACAGUAUCGAGAACUAUUUGGCCCAUAAGACCUAUUACUGUCCGGCCACCUCUCUGCAAGCCCAGACACUGGAACAGCUCCACCGGCUCAAAAGAUCAGCUUCUACCUCUCCUAAGAGCAGGUCCCUGGAGCGGUCAGACUUCCUGCACCCUGUGGAGGCUAAGGUUUCCCCCUCAGAGAGACUGAAUCAGGCUUGUGUUACCUCACCCAGUGCUUACCCCUCUGCCAUUUCUCCUGCUGAUGCCCCCUCUCUCAGCUCCCCCAAAGGGACAGGGGCCUGUUCCCCAAUGGCCUGCCCAUACUGCCCCAACAGGCCACUCACUGGUGAUCUGAUGGAGCACUUCCGAAGUGUUCAUGGACUGGUGGUGAAAGUCAAGUCCCCCAGAGACAUGAGCCCCUGCACCAGUCCCAUGGAGGAGGCCAGUACCUCCCCCUGUGAGCCCUCAGGGGGGCCACGGCUUUCACGGGUCCACAGAGACGGUGUCAAUGGACAGGGAGCAGGUGGGACAGCGUCCCCUCUGUUAAAUGGAGGCCCUUCUGCCGAUGGCUCACGUUCGUCUGGAUCACCUCAGCCUCUGUCUCCUCCCAGAGCCUCAUCUCUGACUGUGUCCCCGCUCCCAGAGGUGAAGAGGGAGUCCCAUACAGCAGACGAAGCCUCCUCUCCUGUGCCUCCUCCCAAAACCCAGGUGAUCUCCCCGCUCCAGAACGGAAACACUCGCUUCUGCCGUUUGUGCAACAUUAAGUUCAGCAGCCUGUCCACUUUUAUAGCUCAUAAGAAGUACUACUGCUCCUCUCACAGUGCAGAACAUGUCAAAUGAGCAGAGCUCUGAGCUUCUCCAGUACAAACCCUAGUGUGCUCUUAUUUUAGCUGCAGAGUGCCAGCCCCUCACAAGUGUCUAAAGGACUUUGGCUGAUAUGUCAAGAGUGACCUUUACUGACUGUUACUCACCUGGACAGGGCAGAUGCCCCGCUACAGCCAAGCAGGUUACUCUAAACAGAAGCUGCUGCAGCUCCUCCUAUGGGUCAAAGUUAGUAGUAAACGAAGAGCUGAUUAAUGCUACCUGCACACAGUUGAGCUCCCGUCCCUUAGAUCACUGUUUUUAUUCUGGUCUCCUAAAUCCUUUAGUUACACCUAGCAGUACAGUGCUGUUCAGUCUUAUGCAGUAUUCAAUCCAAAAGAGCCCAAAUCACUGAAUGUCCAUACUUACGAAAGACUGAAUUUAAGAAACAAAACAACUUGUAUUUUAACUAACAACAAACAUUUCCUGUUGUUGUGAUGCACAGCCAUAUUAUACUUUAAAACUAGCUUCCAACACAACUGGCUGAUGAUGCAUUCUGCAUAUGCCCUGGGCAGGUGUACCACUUAGUGAAAACUUGGGCUUUAUUGACCUCUCAUAGACCUCACAUUCUGUUGCAUUAUGGGACGUUAAAAGAUCUACUCUUCACCUUUUGCUGUUUGCCAGGUAAUAAUGAUUAGAUGGUGACUGAAAAUGGCAUUUCUAACUGAGAGAAAUUCUAAUGAUGCUCUUGAUAUUCCAGGACAGAAGGGAGCAAUCAUUUUGUCGCGUGGAUAAGACUUGAUUAUUGUUGAUGAUUUUAAUAUAUGUGCAUAGUGUAUCAUGUCCAAGAAAAGAAUUCUAUUAACCUUUUGGUUUCAACACUGGCUCUUUUUGCUCACUAGAAAAGUGUUUUAGCUCAAAACAACCCGUGAAUAUCACAAUGUUACUAAUUACUGAAGGAUAAUGCUUUUCUUUCAUUUAUACACAAUUCUCUUUCAAAACUAGGGAGAAAAAUGUGAACUAUUUAUCUAGUCCUCACUGAUUUCAUGUUAACAGAAACUACCUACGGAGUGUCUGAGAGUAUUUGUAUUUGAUUUGUAUAUUUUUCAUACUGUUGAAGGAACUGUUGUAGUGUAUUUUAUAUGUGUAGAUAUGUAAUAUCUUCUCACAGUAAUCACUAGGAUCACACUGAACUUGAGCACGUUUUGUCCAUUUUAUCCUUUUUUUUUAAAUCUGAUCUGCAGCCUCCCACACCUCUCACACUGAGGAGCUCCUCUGAUUCUGUUUUAACAGCAUAUA
Periophthalmus magnuspinnatus is the source of this 5465-nucleotide messenger RNA. It is a transcript of the gene zfpm1, whose product is annotated as zinc finger protein, FOG family member 1. Gene Ontology annotation, cellular component: nucleus. The coding region runs from base 522 to 4205 and encodes 1227 amino acids. The record is from RefSeq and is a predicted model, not a curated record. The transcript has 9 exons. NCBI's taxonomy places the organism in Eukaryota, Metazoa, Chordata, Actinopteri, Gobiiformes, Gobiidae. Gene Ontology annotation, molecular function: RNA polymerase II-specific DNA-binding transcription factor binding. Gene Ontology annotation, biological process: erythrocyte differentiation; positive regulation of transcription by RNA polymerase II; heart development.